This is a messenger RNA of Budorcas taxicolor (takin), 2988 nucleotides long. RefSeq names its product ankyrin repeat domain-containing protein 26-like. Gene Ontology annotation, molecular function: protein binding. The record is from RefSeq and is a predicted model, not a curated record. Lineage: Eukaryota; Metazoa; Chordata; Mammalia; Artiodactyla; Bovidae.
AUGAAGAAGAUUUUUGGCUUUGGGAGUAAGAAGGGUGUGUCGCCCUUUGGCUCCUUCAUCAACCCGGUGAGAGACAGCGGUCAUGGAGUCAACUUCCAGCCCGGGUACCGCAUCCGAGACAAAGACCUCAGAAAGAUCCACAAAGCUGCCACUGUGGGCAACGUAGCCAAAGUGCAGCAUGUUCUGUUGUUUGGAAAAAAUGGCCUGAACGACAGGGACAAGAUGAAGAGGACUGCCCUCCACUUGGCCUGUGCCAAUGGCCAUUCAGCGGUUGUCACUCUGCUCCUGGAGAGAAAAUGCCUGCUUAACCUCUGUGACAAUGAAAACAGGACAGCGCUGAUGAAGGCUGUAGAAUGCCAAGAAGAGGAGUGUGCGACUCUUCUGCUGGAGCAUGGUGCCAACCCACAUGUCAUAGACAUCAGUGGGAACACUGCUCUCCACUAUGCUGUCUUUUGCCAGAAUAUAUCACUCGCAGCAAAGCUGCUUUCCUGCGACGCCAAUAUAGAAGCCAGGAACAAGGAUGACCUGACACCACUGUUACUUGCGAUACGUGAAAGAGGGCAGAUCGUGGAGUUUUUAGUAAAGAAAAACACGAAUAUACAUGCGGUUGAUAAGAAGAAAAGUGUUCACCAACUGAUUUCUGAAUAUAAGAAGAGAUCUAAAACUUCUCCUGAAAAUAGCAACCCAGUGGAUGAAAGUUCUGAAGAGGACUCUUCGAGGAGACCCCGGCAGUUUCCCAACAAACCUGGUGUUGAUUUAGGGCCUACAUCAAAUGAAGAAGUCUUAGAUUUUAAAACCAAGCAUGUCCUGAAAUCAAAGUUUAUGAAGCUAAUGAAGGCUUCUCAGCAAUCCAAGAGAAACAUAGAAGCAACAUGUGGCAUUUUGAGACCGGAGAGUACAACUCUGUCUGAGGACAAUAAUUCUGAUAGUAACGUUGAAGAUGUGGUUGAAACAUUUCCCAAACCAUCACCCUGGUUGGAGGGCAUCUGUCAUCCUGCCUUCCCAUUGCCUGAGCCUGUUUCAAAACUUCUCAAGUCUGUAGAAGGCCUUGGUCGUACCAAGGUCAAAGAACAAAUUAAUUACAUGAAUGACCUGGAUGACUUAACUCAGUCGUCUGAGACUGAUUCUGAGGAUGGUGACAUGCUUUACACUAUGAAUUCCACGUUGCAAGUAGAACCUCUCGACGUGGGGUGUAAAGAUUCUGUUAGCUUGUUGAAAAUUCAAGAUACAAUUCUGUCGCAUGAAAGAUUAGUAGAUUUUCAUAGAAACCAAAGAAGCCACUGUGAACUACUUAGGGGAGAAUUUUACAGAAUGAAAAGUAAGGUUCGUGGGCUACAGAAAGAGGUGGCAGAAACCAAAGAAGUGAAAUCACAGUUAGAGCAUCAGAAAGUGGAGUGGGAAUGAGAGCACGACAGCUUGAGAUUCACCUUAAAGCAAGAAAAAGAGAAUAGAAGAAAUGCCAAGAUGUUAUAUGAAAAAAUGAGGGAGCAUUUAAGAAGAAAAGAAGACCAAUAUAGUAAAGAAGUUGAAGUGAAACAGCAUCUAGAACUCACUCUCCAAGCAGUAGAAAUGAAACUGAACCUGAGAAAUAAUCUGAAUCAGGUUUCUGAUAGUUGUGAAGAAGCAAAAGACCUGUUAAGCAAAAACCACAUGCUACAGGAUGAACUUGCCACACUGAGACUGGAGACAGAUGCACUGAAACGUCAGCACUGGGAAAAGGAAGAGAACUAUUGUGAGGACAUGAAAAUUCUCAAAGUAAAGAAUGAUGAUCUUCAAAAGGCAAUAAAACUGAUUGAGGAAACGUUAACAAAGACUAUAUCCCACUAUCCAGGCCAGCUUAAUGCUCUGACAGCUGAGAAUAGAAUGCUAACCUCUUAGCUGAAGAACGAAAAAGAAAGUAAACAAAGACUAGAAACGGAAGUGAAAUCCUACCGUUCUAGACUGGCUGCUGCCUCACAAGAUCAUGAUCAAGGUCAGACAUCAAAAAGAGAUCUGGAACUUGCCUUCCAGAGAGGAAGAGAGUGGUUAUGCUUGCAGGACAAAAUGAAGUCCGAUGUGGCUAAUCUAAAAGAUAACAAUGAGACGCUUUCCCAGCAACUAUCUGCAGUGGAAAGUAUCUUCAAGAAGCUGAAAAUCAAGCUGCAUCACACGAGAGAUGAUGUUAGAGAAAAGACUUUGAUGUUAGAACAUGUCCAGAGAGAUCUAAGCCAAUCAGAGUGUCAAAAACAGGAAAUUGGAAACAUGUGUCAGAACGAACACGGCAAAGUGAAUACAUACCUUGGAAAGCAGAAAUCCUUAGAGGAGAGAUUAUCUCAACUCCAGAGUGAAAACGUGUUGCUCCGACAGCAACUGGGUAAUGCACAAAACAGAGCCGACCGUAAAGAGAAUGUCAUUAGCAUCCAAGACCAGCUUCAGCAGAUCGUGAGAAAACUUCAGGCCGAAUGUGAGAAACAAGAUCUGAUGCUGGAGGAAAGAAACAAACAGUUAAUCAAGGAGUGUAAUCGUUUAAAAGAGAGAAUGUAUUGGUACGAAAAUGAGAAAGCAGAAGGAGAAGCAGUUGUGAGACAACUUCAACAAGAACUGGAUGAUGCUGUAAAAAAGCAGUCUAUGUCGGAGGCUUCACUGAAAGUCAUGUCAUGUUAUUGUGCUAAGUUAGAAGCUGAGGCACAGGAUCUGAAGAACAAUUGUAAACUACUACAGCUACGUCAACUCACAAGUCAGACUGAUGAUUUUCUAGCAGAGCUGGAAACUGCAUUUUCAAAAUGUCUGCACCUGGAUGCAAAAAAAUCAAGUUUUUCAACAGGAGUUGUUAUCUAUGAAACGAAUGCAAAAGAAAUGCAAAAAACUAGAGAGAAGAAAAAGAAGGUGGAGCAAGAAGCAGUGACCCUCAGAAGUCAUAUAGAAAUGAAUAAGGCAGAACACAGUCAAGUAGAGCAGUAUCAACAGGAGACUGAAGAAAGAGCGAGACAGGAUCUCGUAGAGAAAUGA